CGGCAGCAUACACUUUUCCCGGAAAAAAAAAAAAGAAAAUCUUAGCUCCCUUUGUCUUGUUCUCGCGGAGAAGCUGAAUUUAGGGUUCCGACCAUGGCCGAGUCUGUGUUGACGGAGUAUAUGCACACUCCAAAGAAGCCGAGGUUGGAAAAAUCCUCCGGAGAAUCGAAUUCCACCUCCACACGCAAACAACUCCGGAAGUACGACCCGUACGACGAUGAAUACAUACGACAGUACAUCUUAUACUACUAUCAGUUCCAUAAGAGCGAGGGUUUCGUGAUUGAUUGGGAUAAACUGGAUUUUCGGUUCGAGACUAGGCCUAUCAUGGACCCAUAUCGUAUAGCUGCGUACAGUACCAAUGAUGAAUUAAUCCGUGGCGUGGCUUGCCGUGCCAUUGCCCAACACAAUGCAGAUACAGGAAGUCGGAUUGAGUUCGUCGAUCAUGUUUCGGCAAGUUACAGGUGGUGUGCUGGUAUACUUUAUUGGGUAACGUUUUGGGCUCGGGAUUUGGCAUCAUCCAAUCCUGAGCCUAAACUUUAUCAAGCUAAUGUUCGCCUCUGUGGACAAACGUUCUGUGAGAUUUAUAUCUUCAGGCUCAAACCAACUGAUGAAGUGUGUGUGCGCGGUUAUGAUGCAGAGAUUGCUGCUGUUCAAGUGGAUCCUCCUCCUCCAUUGUAUGAUGAUGACCCAGAGUUACCCACCAUACUUUUCACUGCAACGGGUCCAGGAUCUGGUUACAUGUCCAUACCUGAAGUUUCCUUCACUCGGAUUCCUGCUGAAGUUGAGCCUGUGUCGUCACCAUAAUCCUCACCGUGGAAAUCAAACCCCUAAACGUCUCGGUUGUAUUGAUUACCUUUCUUAUUUUUUCCUCUUCCUAAUCCUAAUUAGAGCUCUAGUAACUUAGUAAGUUGUUGGAAUGAACUUAUAUAUAUCAUGAAGCCUAAAUAGCUUUGUUCCAACUUAUGUUCUUACUUCUUAUUUGUAGCGGAAUCCUUAUUUAAAAAUCUAAAUCAUAUUUCAAAUC
This is a messenger RNA of Arabidopsis lyrata subsp. lyrata, 1024 nucleotides long. RefSeq lists its product as uncharacterized. The record is from RefSeq and is a predicted model, not a curated record. The transcript has 5 exons. NCBI's taxonomy places the organism in Eukaryota, Viridiplantae, Streptophyta, Magnoliopsida, Brassicales, Brassicaceae. The coding region runs from base 94 to 804 and encodes 236 amino acids.